Molecule: messenger RNA, 726 nt
Organism: Durotheca rogersii
Lineage: Eukaryota; Fungi; Ascomycota; Sordariomycetes; Xylariales; Xylariaceae
Exons: 1
Coding region: 267-479 (70 amino acids)
Source: RefSeq, a predicted model, not a curated record
AUUCUAUCCCCCAGAGAGUGAGUAUUUUGCACCAGUCGUAUACUUAACGAUAGCAGGCCCUCUUCGUGCUGCUCAGACCAGAAUGGUAGUAACCAUGACUCCACAGUUAACCAAGUACCGCUUGUUCGAAUAUAAGCUGCACAACGUUCGAGCACGAUAGAUAUCUCGUAACCUCACCGCAUUCUUUCCAGGAUCCUAUUUUUAUGUAAGUAGCUUACUCAUUGUGUGAUACUAGACUUUUACGAGUGUGAACUUUUGUUGACGUUAUGUGUACUCGAGAGUAUAACGUGUAUAAGUGUGGAUAUGUCAAGAUCGGCGAGUUUUGCCAGUGCCCGGAGAAAUACGCCGCCCAGUCAAAUUUGAAAUGUAGCCGGCCGGACAAGAGGAACAAGGAAUCGCGCAACUACUGUGCCAAGCACCUGGUGAGCGAGGAAAAGGCUAAGGAGGAAUUCCGAGGACGGUACCCUCGUCGGCCUUGAGUCCGCGAUUUUUAUUUCGACACUCCGGUUUUGAGAAUAUGAGCAGGCAGAUAUAUAACUUUAGUAAGAGUUGAUGAUGGCGGGGAGUGAUGCGUUUGGUUAAUAUGGAUUGCAGCUAUUGGGUAUAGUUUUUAGUGUUAUCCAGUCGCCGCUAAGAAGCUGGUCUGCGUAUUUUUUUUUCGGUUCGUUGCCUCAAAUCUCUUGUGUUCGUGCGGUUUCUAUUUAUGCAGUUACUCCGUCGACAUUC